Molecule: messenger RNA, 1221 nt
Organism: Camelina sativa (false flax)
Lineage: Eukaryota; Viridiplantae; Streptophyta; Magnoliopsida; Brassicales; Brassicaceae
Source: RefSeq, a predicted model, not a curated record
GUAAUGACACAAGAUGACUAAUCUCAGAGACCAUAUAGCUAAAGUGUGGAAAAUACUAAGCAAAAGGACAAACAAUGGAGAAAAUAUGAGUCACUUUCUUGUUUCUACUGACACGGUUUACGAAGGACAAGUAAGACUUUGGAGUUAAAUUUUUUAACUCCCAACUAAUUCCUUUUAAUUUAAUGCCCAAAACCAAAAAGGCAUCAACCAAGUUCACACACUCUUUUGCUCUUCUUUCUCCGUGUUUAAUUUAUAAAGAGCAGCCUAAAGGACCCUUAAAGAGACUUAGAGAGAGAGAAGCAUUGAUCUCUGAAUAUUGUGAACAUGUUGAAAUCAAGAAACAAGAGCAAAAGCAAACAAGAGAAGAAGUCACAAGAAGGGAAGUACCUUGGAGUGAGGAGACGUCCAUGGGGAAGGUAUGCAGCUGAAAUCAGAAACCCUACUACAAAAGAAAGACAUUGGCUUGGAACAUUUGAUACAGCCGAAGAAGCUGCUUUGGCAUAUGAUGUUGCUGCUCGAUCCAUCAGUGGCUCUUUAGCUAAAACCAACUUCUUCUACACUGAAAACAUCUCUUCACAAACACAACCACAGCAGUUGUUACAGUCAUCAUCAGACAAAGGUUCUGUUAAUCCCACCAUUGUGUCUUUGGGACCUGAAAUGAGUUUGGAAUCUUCUAGUCUCAGUUUUCUUCAAGAUCAGCCACCAGAAAACCACCGUUUUUGUGAUGCUCCUAUCUCUUCUUGUUUGCAAGAACAACAGGUUUUGGCUAAUCUCACUAACAGUUUCCCACAUUGUUAUGAUGAUGAUCAUGUUGGUCAAAGCAAAGAGAUUUGCCUACCUUCUUUUCCCAGUGAUAUGUCAAGCAGUCUGUUUGGUUACCAGGACAACACCGGUGAACAGAGCGAUGCAGAACAGAUGAAGAUUGGUUCGGUUCUCAGCAAUGAUUCGCAUUGCUUUGAGUAUGACUACACCGCAACUUAUGUUGAGAGUUUUCUCAAAGAUGUCAAUGAAGAUCCUAAUCAGAUGUUUGGAUCUUCUUCUUCUUUCAUCUGAUCCGAAUCGGCUAUACCACCUUUCAAUCUUUUGCACUGUUGACUCUUUUGCUUCUCUUGUGAGCUGUAUAAGCAGUUUCAAUACCACAAUCCUCCUGUUAUGUAACAUAACAAGUAUUGUAUCUUUCUUUAUUGUCAAAUGCAUUCCCAAACCAGAGUUAUGAAUUAA